CUUUUCUCAAUCUCUCACAUUUGACCGGAAUUAAAUGAAAUCAGCGUAUGUAAUUACAGUAUCCCGAUGGACUAGAACGUAGACCUAUGUGUUAUAUGGGGUUAAACGGCCCUUUUCACAAUAUAGCAUUUUCAGUAUUAGACUAAGUUUCCUACAAUAUUCUAAUAGUUGCUUUUCUAAAGUUUCUAGAUAUUAUUUGGGUGUUUCUUUUUGUUUACAGUGUGUACAAGAAGAUUUUUAUUUGUUGUGAGCGCGUUUUGGUGCGUGUGUCCUGACUACGCAUGUGCAAGUAGUAAAGCGUGUUGUCGAUCUCCUUGGCGACAGGCCUAUAAACCUUUUAGGGCUAGAAGCAGAUUAUGUGCACGGAUAUUGCCACGCAGACGGCACUGCACGGUGUGGGCCAUUCACAUGGAGAUAUAGCCCAGUUGCAAGCCAUUCUAAGUAGAUGUCUUCUUUCACCGCUUUCAACAAAUAGCCCUACGGAAGAACCUGCAGCCGGUGGUGAAUUAUGAGUGGGGUGGUUUGCAAAAAGUCCCAGGAGGAGUAUGAGGAUGACUUUGAGAAGGAUCUGGACUGGCUGAUCAGUGAGGAAGGCGGAAGCGAGGACCAGGGUCCUGACUGUAAUGACAUUGAGGCAAAAAUUGACAAAGAACUGGAGGAUGCUGAGAAACAGCAAGGAAUGAAAUGGAAAGAGAAAAGCUACAAAGAGCAAAAUAAAGGCAACAAAACAGAAGCACCAGAAGAAGAUGAAGACAGGUGGCCCUCACCUAUGGAGCCUUUAGAAUACGACUCAGAUAGAGACAGCCCAAAUAAAUCAUCACCUAUAGUUUCACCUCCGCCAGGGAUGGAUGACCAGACAGAUGAGGAGAAGAAGUACAUUCUGGAGAAGAUCCAGCAGGCUAAUCGGGAGCUGCAGGAUCAGGAAACUCCAGAUUUGACAAGACGUAGGCGACUGCAUUUUAAAGAGAUGCUGGUGGACCUGGUGGUACCUCCAUUGCAGUUUGAUAAAGAUGGCCCCACCGGCAAGGUGGGUGGUGGAAGGGGCUUCAAGGAUGGAGCCCCAGAUGGAGAUGCAGAGACUGAAAUGUCAGGAAGGCUUUCCAAGCUAAACCUUUCCCCUUGGGAGGGACGUGUGAGUAUCGAUGGAGGACAGGAGGUAAAGGAGGGCAGAGUCCUUGUAGAAAAAGAUGGGAAAUUUGAUCUGGUCAGCCUCAAAGAGGUGGAGAGUGGAGGACUUCUCCCUCUUAUAGCAAACAACUACAGUGAUUUCUCACAUUCCUCCCCACAUCACCAGGAGCAAGCUGUGAGCCCCAGUAAAAACCAUAGUUCCUCUUCUCCUCCUUCUCGUGCUGGCACUUCCUCCUUCCAGCAAGGUGUCGAUCACUUCCUGGCCCCCAGACCUCCAGCACAACCCAGGUGCAGGCCCAGCUCAGCUAGUCACAUACAAAGAGGCAGCCAAAGAAGAGGUAGCAAGCGGAGGGUGCAGUCGGCCACUGGGACGACCUCCAAGUCCACAUAUACCCUCUCCUCCCACCAGAAAGAGCUGCUGCAGAAGAUCCAGGAGAGGAAGGAGAAGCUGGCCAGAGAGGCAGAGCAGAAGAAACAUGAAGAGGAGGAGAACAAGAGGCAAGAGAAUGAGCUGGCAUUCAAAGGCUGGCUGCUGAGAAAGAGAGAGCAGCUUCAGGAACAGAGAAGGAUCCACCGAGCUCAGGAGAUGGAGAGGAUGAAUUCUACAAAAGACUCUUCACACAGUGACCCAGAAGAGGCCUUCAGGCUGUGGCUUCAGAGAAAGCAGGACCAGCAGAGGAAAGAGAGACAGCUGGUGGAGCUGAAGAAGCUGGAGGAGGACAGUGUUUACCUCUUACAUAACCGUGAAGAAUGUGAAAAGGCCUUCAAACUGUGGGUGAAGAGGAAGCGAGCUGAAAAAAGAGCAGAGCAACAGGCAGCUCGAGAGCGCUCCCGCAGGUUGGUGCUGGAGGAGCGACGUGCGCGAUGCAUGCGGGACUUGGUGUGCACUGUCAAUGAAACCAAGCCAUUCAGAUUCAGCGAACAGCUGGCCUACCACUUCUGAAACAAACCCUUGCAUGCCUCUCAUCAAAAACCUAAUUUAGAUCCUAUUUUGAAGCUGCAGAUCUCAUCAUACAGUAGUUUAACCACAGACUGGACAGCACACAACUUGGCGUGGAACAUACAGUAGUUUACAGCUGUGUACAGUUGUUGCUAGAGUUUUUUUCAUUUCCAUUUCUGCUCUGUUAAAGCAGAUUUCUUUACCACAGUGACCUCUACUCAGUGUAAACAACACCUAACUAAUUAUUAAUUAACAUGAAAAUAUAUUGAAUAAAUGAUUUUUACUGUAUUUACUUUGUAUUGUGGCCGAUGCAAUUUGAACAGAGCUCUUCACAAGCUGUUGUGCAGCUUAAAUAUGAGAGCUGAACCAUUCUCUACAGUAUACUUUUUAUCAGCAAGUAUUUAUAAUAUACAAGGAUACAUCACAUUUUAAGUAUAUACCUGUAACAGAAAAAUGCUGUUUGAUGGUAUGAAACAGAUAAACCACAGUUUCUUGAUAUAAGAAGCAUUCUUAGAAUGAAAGAUGCUGAAAAUAUGACAUGAAUAAAUCAAAUAAAAAUACACCAUUAAAUAUACAUGUGUAAUAU
This is a messenger RNA of Monopterus albus (swamp eel), 2654 nucleotides long. RefSeq names its product coiled-coil domain containing 181 (gene ccdc181). The transcript is spliced from 6 exons. Bases 509 to 2071 code for a protein of 520 amino acids. Gene Ontology annotation, molecular function: microtubule binding. The record is from RefSeq and is a predicted model, not a curated record. Lineage: Eukaryota; Metazoa; Chordata; Actinopteri; Synbranchiformes; Synbranchidae.